Fusarium keratoplasticum is the source of this 528-nucleotide messenger RNA. RefSeq lists its product as uncharacterized. NCBI's taxonomy places the organism in Eukaryota, Fungi, Ascomycota, Sordariomycetes, Hypocreales, Nectriaceae. Bases 1 to 528 code for a protein of 175 amino acids. The transcript has 3 exons. The record is from RefSeq and is a predicted model, not a curated record.
AUGGCCUCCACACUCAAGAAGAUGGAACCCUUCUUCCCUACCAGGUCCAAGCUGCCAAUUCAUCUCGCCCAGCUUGUGCUGGUCAUUGCUGUCGUUGCCCUGUCUGGAGCCCGGCUUCUCAUGAAAAAUACUCCACGUGGUCGCUCAACAACCAUGGGCCUGGGAAUGGGCGCCAAAUCCAUCGUCAUCAUCAUGUAUCAGCUCCUAACCGAGCAUGUUGACCGUCUCAAACGAUGGGGAAGCCUCAAGGCUUACUGGAUUCUCAAUGCUAUGGAAAUUGUUUUCUGGGCAGCAGUCGCAUUCAUGAUGAUCCAGGGUAACCAAAGAAUUUGCAUUGGUACAAGCUGUGCUAUUGGCUGGGUAGUGUGUGUGCUGGCAAUCUGCAUGAGUAUCAUGGCCAAAUAUGUCGCUGUGGUCGGCUUCUUGGACUGGCGAUAUUUCAAGGAGAAUGGAGUGCCUCGUGGAACCAAGCUGGAAAAGACCCAAGAUGAGGAGUCCAUGACCACCAUUCGUGAACAUCGGAAGUAG